This is a messenger RNA of Lathyrus oleraceus (garden pea), 642 nucleotides long. RefSeq lists its product as uncharacterized. The record is from RefSeq and is a predicted model, not a curated record. Lineage: Eukaryota; Viridiplantae; Streptophyta; Magnoliopsida; Fabales; Fabaceae. The coding region runs from base 1 to 642 and encodes 213 amino acids. The transcript has 2 exons.
AUGGCUUUAAGGCGUCAAUUAGGUCAAUUGCAAAUGGAACCAAAUGAGACAGUAGCGCAAUUCGUGAAUAGGUUAACUGUAUUAACCAACCAGAUGAAGAGUUAUGGUGAAGCAGUUACUGAUUCAAUGAAGGUUGAAAAGGUUAUCAUGGGUUUAACACCCAAAUUUGAUAAUUUAGUUGCUGCAAUUGAACAAUCUAAGGACCUAGACACGUUGAAAUUGGAACAAUUAAUAUGUUCUUUAGAAGCUCACGAAUUGAAAUUGAAGAAUAUAGAUGGUGUCAAGAAAGAUGAGAAGGAAACUGAGAAGGCAUUGUUUACACAAUCUCAGAAAAAAGUAAGUGGUAGUAAUGAAUCUUGGAAGAGGAAAGAUGAAUGUGUAAAUUCUAAGGUGCCUAGGAAGAGAAAUGAAGAGGAAAAGUUAGCUCGUGACUCAGAUGAAGAAGUUGUUGCAUUAGUGGCAACAAUUGAUGAAGAGGUGAUGAUGUUGAUGAGAGUUACUGAAGGUGGUGGAAUAGAAUGGUGGUACUUGGAUACAGUGUACUCUAAUCACAUGAGAAGCCAUUUAGAAUGGUUUUGUGAAAUUGACAAAAAUGUGAGAAGGAAGAUUAGACUUGGUGAUGUUAUAUAUGUCAUUGCAUAA